Messenger RNA from Fonsecaea nubica, 969 nucleotides. RefSeq lists its product as hypothetical. The record is from RefSeq and is a predicted model, not a curated record. Bases 1 to 969 code for a protein of 322 amino acids. The transcript has a single exon. Lineage: Eukaryota; Fungi; Ascomycota; Eurotiomycetes; Chaetothyriales; Herpotrichiellaceae.
AUGGACAUUCUCGCCGAGUUGGAGAGCAUGGCCCUCAAUGUUUCAGACGUACGUGAAGACACAACCUCCGAGGCCGAUGUCGCACGAUGGCAACGGCUAUUUGGCUUUGGGAGGCCAGAGGCCACACGCCGAAUCGAAGAAUACCGGAGUGACUACUCCAGGACCAGGAUCUCGGACGACCUCUGGGAUACAGUCAAGAGCCGAAAGGAGGCAGAGGGAUAUGAUCGAGAAGCAUACGAAUAUUCCCUCAAGAAUCGACCACAAGCACAUACCCCAACACCCUCGGCAGCAACGGUGUCAGGCACUUUCAUCGUGCAGUUGAUGGAGCCUCUGGGCUCAGCGGAAAAAAUCAUGGAUGUGGCUGGCUUAGCGGAGGCUCCGUUGAUCGUGACGGGAGCAGGCGAGCAUGGCCAAGCGAGUUUCUGCCAGAUCGACGGCGUCACGAGGGCGAAGUUGCUCGACUGGGUCGCCGAGCACCAUAGCGGUUUCCAGCCUACGAUUGUGCGUUUGACCAAGGCCAAGAAGAGUCUCUGCUCGCGGAGCACAGCCCCAACUCUCGCACAAGACUCGACCAUGCCUCAAAACCGGCUGGACGACGAAAAGGAUAUUCCUCGGCCAUCACAGGACGAAUACCCAGUGUGGUAUUUCUUCUACGGCAUUCUGGCUGAUCCGGAAGUGCUGAAACAUCACCUCAGUUUGGACGCCGAGCCUUCUCUUGUGCCGGCGUCUAUCGAAGGUGGCGAAGUUGGACUCUGGUCAGGCAAGUACAGAGCCUUGGUGGAUUCAUGGUCAGAAUCGGCCAAGGUGUUUGGGAGCGCGUUUCUCGUUCAGUCCCAGGAUCAGGAGGACGCGCUGAGGUUUUACGAGACAGACAGGUACGAGGUUGUGCGAUGCCGUAUCUUGACAGAGCAGGGGAAUUUGCGGGGGUUGACAUUUCGCUUCGACGGGCUGCCAGAGGAUCUGGGAUAG